AUGGUUUAUGAGUGGGAGAAGCACAGGGAAGUCAUCUUCCAGCUGUAUAUCCAAGAUGGCCGGUCCUUGAGUCAGGUCAUGAUUCAGCUAGCCAGCGAGUAUAGCUUCAGGCCCAAGAAACGAGCAUUGCAGGAUCAACUCAAGAAAUGGGGGUUUCUCAAGAAACAGCACCAAGUCAAGCCCGACGUCCCGCCGGGUCGGGUCACGGAGCUUUGGGAGCAGAACUUGUCGUGGCUACAGAUAGCCCAACAGCUCCAACAAGAGGGCUUUCAAGUGACUGAACAGGAAGUCGCCAAACUAGGCAAGGCCAUGGGAUUAUACAAUAGGCAAGGGGCCAGAGUUAGGUCCAAGUCUACCCAAAGCGGCAUAUCACAACCCUCUCCCGGGAGCUAUUUUGAUGGCGAUUACGCAGGAGAUGAAUCCAUGGUGCCUCGCCGUAAUUCAUCUGUAUCAUCAAUUGAGUAUUUUACUCCAAGAUCCAAGGAGCCUGGAGAUGCGAUGAACCCAAACAGGAUCACAGGGCAUUCUCUGCGUCGUCGCAAGUCUGAAAUGACGCUUACGGCGGCUAAACGCAUGCUGGGAAUAGAUGACGAAAAAAUUGCGGCACUCCGUAAUACAUUUACGGCUAUCUGCAACCGCAGGGGUAUUCGCUCAAAAUCCCACACGACUGAAAAAUGGGAUGAAGCAAUAAGGGACCUGUUGCAUGAGCACCCUGAAUUAUACCCCAGAGUGGGUACGUCCCCUGAGAACGUCGAGAGAAACAUGAAAGCCUUGCAUAUCAUGUGCAGAAAUUUUGCGAAAACAGAGCGUUUGGGGCCAAAGAUGACGCAAACAGACGCCAAAAAUGCCUUGGGAUUAAAUCCUGAGGAGGCUAGGGUGGCACGAGAGAUCAUGAUUACCCUUCUUAAAACAGGAGGGUUCGGAGACAAGCUCGCUGUGACGCCCACGCCUGAUGCUUGGGAGUUGUUGAUGGACCGCUGGGGCACCCGGUACGACAAGAUUGGCAGGGCUAGGGCUUUGAUCGAAUCAGGUAACGAUCCAGACGAGAAGAAACAAAAGGCAUUGGUUGUGUUGUCGCGGGACGUCUUGAAGAGGCUCCGCGAUGAUCGCCCUUCUCGACAGGCCAAAAGGAAGAGUGUCGACGACAUGGAUACGCUGCACUCAAAGCGUCCUCAUGCCGACAAUACGGACGUGAACCUGUACACUGGGGAGUUGGAAACCCAGCCACAGCAAAAUCCUCAGUUGUCUUUUGAUGGAGCAGGCGUGGGAAAUUAUUCACCAAUGAAGACGUUUGAUAAUGUGCCUGAGAGUCCAUUUACUUUCCAGGCAACGUCGAGCCCUGACACCGGCACCAUGAAUCCUUAUCAACCGGUUCAGCCUUCAUCUGGCAAUUUUCCCUUGCAUGAGGCACGGAUAUACGGUUUUCACGGGCACGCGAAUAUGUCGUUACCCGACAUGUCGCAGUAUCAGUCUCCCCCUGAGGCUCCGCUCCCCGGAUUUGCGCACGCGAGCUUCACGGGUGCUCCCUAUGCCACUCAGUCGCAUGGCAAUGCGUCAUUUCAUGCAGUGGCUUCAGGGCAGUGGCCCGCCGUUGACGACACUCCUGGCGUGCUUGGAGGUCCACCCAACGACGGCUCUGACGGUACUAUGACGCUCGCCAAUGGCCAUGGUCACUUUGAAGCCCAUUCAUGGCCUCAAACGUCCAUAGAUGAAGCGGCAUCUGCAUAUUGGCAACAGUUGAUUACCGACUCGGCUGGACAUCGGGCAUAG
Molecule: messenger RNA, 1770 nt
Organism: Trichoderma breve
Lineage: Eukaryota; Fungi; Ascomycota; Sordariomycetes; Hypocreales; Hypocreaceae
Product: clr5 domain-containing protein
Exons: 2
Coding region: 1-1770 (589 amino acids)
Source: RefSeq, a predicted model, not a curated record